CCGCCAAGCCCCGCCCCCGUCCGGCCCGCGUGGUUCGAGCUCCGCAGGCUGCCCAGCCAUGGAUGGGCUGCCCGCCGACGUGCGAGCCUUCCUGCGCGAGCACCCGAGCCUGCGGUUGGAGCCGGGCGCCUGCAAGGUGAGGUGCGCUCUGACCGGCCACGAGCUGCCCUGCCGCCUGCCCGAGCUCCGGGUCUACACCAGCGGCAGGAAGUACCGGCGGCUGGCACGCGCCUGCCCCGCCUUCGACUACGCGGCGUUCGAGCCGCACAUCGUGCCCAGCACCAAGAACCCGUCCCAGUUGUUUUGCAAACUCACCCUGCGGCACAUCAACAAGUCCCCAGAGCACGUGCUGAGGCACACGCGGGGCUGGCGCUACCAGAAAGCUCUGCACAACUAUGAGCAGUGUCAGAGGCAGGGCGUGGAGUAUGUGCCCGCCUGCCUCCUGCCCCGGAAGAGGAGGAGGAGGGACGACCGGGUGGACAGCGACGGGCCGCCCCGCCCGGGAGCAGCCUUCUGGGAGCCCGAGUCCAGCGACGGCGAGGGCGCGGCCCCGAGCGGCAGCGAGGACAGCAUGACGGACCUGUACCCGCCGGAGCUGUUCCCCAGAAAGCAGCUCGGGGCGGCUGAGCGCGGGGAGGACACGGACGGCGCCCUGGCAGGCGAGGACCAGAGGCCACGGCACCCGGCCGAAAAGCGCCCGGACCGAGGGGAGGCGGGCGCGCACCGGGCACCGGCCCCCAAACGCCGGAAGCACAAGCAGCAGCCGCCGCCGCCGGCCUCACCGCGGAGGCUGGAAAGCCGUCGCCGCGGACCGAGGCGCUUCAGCUCUUUCAAGCAGUCAGGUUAACGAGGGGCCGCUGGGGAAGCGUCUCCUGGCUUCUCUGGAGUCGGCGCAUCUCCCGUGUUCCCGUGUUCCUCUUCCAGGGCCCCCUCAGGGCCUCUGCACUGUGGAGGGUCCCCAGGCUUUUUCCAUCCACUUGUUGGUGGCCCUGAGCGCAGGGGACAAAUCCCACUCUGGGUGUGGCCUGAGGCUCCUCCCCACGGCACCUGGGGAGCCGGAGCCAGGCCUGCCCACCCGGACAGCACCCAAGGGUUACACUGCAUACAACAAAUGCCAUUAUUUAUUUUGUUUCCAAAAAUCAAAAUGUUUUCAAACACAACUAAGGUAUAAAAUACAGCAUAAAA
This is a messenger RNA of Pteronotus mesoamericanus, 1185 nucleotides long. RefSeq names its product surfeit 2 (gene SURF2). The transcript is spliced from 6 exons. The coding region runs from base 59 to 847 and encodes 262 amino acids. Lineage: Eukaryota; Metazoa; Chordata; Mammalia; Chiroptera; Mormoopidae. The record is from RefSeq and is a predicted model, not a curated record.